AUGAAGCUUCUGAUCUUAGCACUGGUGGCUGCCGCAUCUGCUGCCCCACAGGGAUACAAUCUACCGACUCCUUCCGGGCCAUCCUUUAACGCCGGCGGUUGUGGCGGUGGACAAGUGCGACACGUGGAUGGCAGCUGCGUCACACCUCAAGUGAACAGUCGUGUGUUCUUGUAUGAUGUGCCACCAAAUCAAGCUUCUUCCAGUCGGCCAGCAAACGUUCCGAAACCUAAACUCGAACGCAAUAUUGUUUUCGUCAGAAUUCCUGAUGGUGCUCAAGGACCAGAACCCAUCGUUGUUCCUCCUCCAAGGCAACAACAUGUCUUGUUCGUCCUUAACAAGCAGUCGGAACAAGGUCAGCAAGUGAUCGAGGUGCCAGCGCCACCACCUUCGGAUCCCGAAGUGUUCUUCGUGAACUACGCAGAAGGAGAGAACCCAACUCUUCCUGGAGGAGUAGACCUGCAAACUGCGCUUGGUGCUGCCUCUCAAGGUGGCGGUCAAGUUGUGGGAGGUGGUGGCAAUGGAGGCGGAAUCGGAGGUGGCAUUGGAGGCGGAUUCGGAGGUGGUAUUGGCGGUGGUAUCGGUGGUGGAAUUGGAGGAGGUAUUGGCGGUGGUAUCGGUGGAGGUUUUGGAGGCGGAAGUGGUGGUUUUGGAGGCGGAAGUGGAGGUGGUUUUGGAGGCGGAAUUGGAGGUGGUUUGGGAGGCGGAAGUGGAGCAAUUUGGGUGUAG
Messenger RNA from Penaeus chinensis, 726 nucleotides. Its product is annotated as ATP-dependent RNA helicase A-like. The transcript has 3 exons. NCBI's taxonomy places the organism in Eukaryota, Metazoa, Arthropoda, Malacostraca, Decapoda, Penaeidae. The record is from RefSeq and is a predicted model, not a curated record. Bases 1 to 726 code for a protein of 241 amino acids.